Centropristis striata (black sea bass) is the source of this 1568-nucleotide messenger RNA. It is a transcript of the gene upp1, whose product is annotated as uridine phosphorylase 1. Gene Ontology annotation, cellular component: cytosol; cytoplasm. Lineage: Eukaryota; Metazoa; Chordata; Actinopteri; Perciformes; Serranidae. The coding region runs from base 172 to 1101 and encodes 309 amino acids. The record is from RefSeq and is a predicted model, not a curated record. Gene Ontology annotation, biological process: nucleotide catabolic process; uridine catabolic process. The transcript has 8 exons. Gene Ontology annotation, molecular function: uridine phosphorylase activity.
GGCUUCCGCUGAUGAUACAGAUUCAGAUAAUUGUUUAUUUUUUCUCACGCCGCGAGCGAUAAAGUGCUGCGUGACACAGUGUGUCAUUAGGACUCUACGCUGCGGUGAUGCUCUUAAUUUGAAAAAUGUCUUUUUGUGUUUUAGUUUACGCCAAUUUCUCACCACAAGAAGAUGAAUCCAAAGGACGACAAGCGGACCGGGCUUACCAGCAGCCCUGUUUCUGUGCACAACCCACACCUGGAUGAACUGAAAGAUGACGUGCUCUACCACUUCAGUUUAGGAACCAGAACUCACAACCUACCAGCCAUGUUUGGUGAUGUCAAAUUUGUGUGUGUUGGUGGCAGUCCUUGGAGAAUGAAAUCCUUCACUGAGUACAUUGCAGCUGAGCUCAGUAUGGAAGACCCAAAAGCAGAGUAUCCAAACAUCUGUGCUGGAACGGACCGCUAUGCUAUGUACAAAGUCGGCCCUGUGCUGUCUGUCAGUCAUGGGAUGGGCAUCCCGUCUAUUGCCAUAAUGUUGCAUGAGUUGAUAAAGCUCCUCCACUAUGCACAUUGCACAGAUGUUACAAUUGUACGCAUUGGGACAUCAGGUGGAAUAGGACUUGAGCCUGGCACAGUAGUGGUCACCAAGCAGUCUAUGGACGCCACCUUCCUGCCCAAGUUUGAGCAGGUGAUCCUGGGGAAGACGGUGGUGCGCAACACUGAUCUGGAUGAAGGUCUGGCGGAGGAGCUGUUCCAGUGCAGCAGGGAGCUGAACCAGUUUAAGACGGUGGUCGGAAAGACCAUGUGUACACAGGAUUUCUAUGAAGGCCAAGCUCGUUUGGAUGGAGCUUUCUGCUCCUACUCGGAGCAGGAUAAACAGGACUACCUCAAUAAAGCCAGGGAAGCGGGAAUCUGCAAUAUUGAAAUGGAGUCGUCCGUUUUUGCUGCUAUGUGCAAGCUGAGCGGUCUACGAGCGGCCGUGGUGUGUGUGACACUCCUGGAUCGUCUGAAGGGGGAUCAGCUGAACGUCUCUCAUGAAGUUCUUCACAGUUACCAACAACGUCCGCAGAUCCUGGUCGGCUACUACAUUAAGAAACAGUUGAAAGCAUUACGCAGCUAAGUGCAACUAUAGCACUGGUGUGCAAGCCACCGUACAUGAUGCAAUGCAAUGACUCAGCUUUAAACAUCCUUUCCUGAUAUUCAAUAGCCAUAACUUUUAUACCGCCAUAAUAAUCACUGAAUUUUGAAAUGAUGUUCUGCCUUUUAUUUAUCCUGUAAGCACUUGUUUAGUUGAUUGAUUUCACCACCCAUUACAUUUUGUUUCCUCAUGUUUGUAACUGAAAUACAAUGUAACUGGGCCUUAAAUGCUAUGUAGUAGUAUAUGGGAAUCAAAUGUCUUAUUUUUGGCUUCCUCUGUUUUAUAUAACAGGUUACAUUCCUUUUCCAUUAAACCUGAAUCGCCUCAGGACUUGAUGUGUGCUUUCAACGGUGCUAUAACAAAAUCACCUCAAACUGUCAUUAUUGAAAUCUUUCCUUGAAAACCAGAAAAAAAAUGACACUGAUAUUGAUGCAUUUGUGGUCUAAUGA